GCGACAGGCUUGCGGUAACGUGUGGCCGCGAAGGAGUGGCUAGUUGAGUUUUUGGUGAAGUGUACUAGAUCUUUGGCCUCGGCAGGAAUGUGAACGGUGGUAAAACGAGGUUCGUGGUAACUCAAUACGCGUUCGUGGGUAACAGCGGGACCGUCCGACAACGAGAAAAAAGCGCGAGAUGGACGGUGAAACGGCAGGCCUGUCAAGCGCAGCUCGCGAAGCAGACGACGCAGCUCACGAAGCAGACGACACAGGUCGCAAUGUCGACAACAGACUGCGCGUACUCGAACUAUACAGCGGCAUCGGGGGCAUGCACUUCGCCUGCCGACCGGAGAGGACUUCAAUCGUCGCCGCGGUCGACGUGAACACCACGGCCAACUCGGUGUACGCCUUCAACUUCCCCGAGACGAGACUUCUGCAGCGCAACGUGCAGUCGCUGAGCGCCCGCGAGCUCGACUCGCUGCGACCCGACCUGGUGACGAUGAGCCCGCCGUGCCAGCCGUUCACGCGACAGGGCUUGCAAAGAGACUCCCAGGACCCGCGAUCGUCGUCGCUGUUCGCGUUUCUCAGCGUCCUGUCGACGCUGAAGCGCAAGCCGAAGUACAUACUGCUGGAAAACGUCAAGGGAUUCGAGACGUCUGCAACGCACUCGACGCUGACUCAGGUUCUUCAAGAUAACGGCUACCACAUCCAUCGUUACUUGUUGUCGCCCACUCAAUUCGGCGUCCCCAACUCGCGGCUGCGUUUCUACUGCCUCGCCAAGCUGCGUCCGGCACAGUUCAGGGACUGUCGCCAAGACGAAAACGGUGCCUGCUCCGGUGCGUGUCAGGAGAAGCCGCCACCCGGAUCGCCAGAAACCGUACCGCCGCAGAGCCUGUCGAGUUUUCUCAACCUCAACACCGAAGAUGAUUUGGCGGAUGAAGCGAGCUGUCUCCUCCCUGACAAGGUUCUCUCCAGAUUUUCCCUCCUUUUGGACAUCGUAGAGCCCACGUCGACCAACACGUGCUGCUUUACCAAGGGCUAUGGUCACUACGUCGAAGGCACAGGCUCUGUUCUGCUUCAGGCUCCCGUGCAUCACAUGCACGAAGUGUAUCGCGAAGUGCCACACAAGGAGGCGGUGUUGGAACACGUCUUGGAAAAGCUGCGGAAUCUGCGUCUGCGUUACUUCACGCCACGGGAAGUAGCUCGACUGAUGUGCUUUCCAGAGUGCUUUGCCUUCCCUCCAGAACUGAAGCCGAGGCACCAGUACCAGUUGUUGGGGAACAGCGUCAACGUUCGUGUCGUGCGUGCGCUACUGGACUAUCUGCUAGACGACGUUCCCGAAUCAUAGGACGGUUCACCAGAUUCUGUGACAGCACUGUAUAUAAAAAAGAUCACCGAUGCAGAAAUUUUGCUUCUUGUA
This is a messenger RNA of Rhipicephalus sanguineus (brown dog tick), 1402 nucleotides long. RefSeq names its product tRNA (cytosine(38)-C(5))-methyltransferase (gene Mt2). Gene Ontology annotation, molecular function: methyltransferase activity. The record is from RefSeq and is a predicted model, not a curated record. The transcript is spliced from 3 exons. Bases 179 to 1330 code for a protein of 383 amino acids. Lineage: Eukaryota; Metazoa; Arthropoda; Arachnida; Ixodida; Ixodidae.